UUAGAGUUGGUUUCUACCUCUGUCAGUCGUUGCCUUUAAACAGAAUGAUAUAAUAGAUGAGAAGUAUGGAAACAUUCUGCAGCUCUGAAAUAAGAAUGCAGUGCUGGGGUACUACAAGUGGGUUACCCUUCAUGAAGUUGUAGAGCUAGUUCUAGAGCUAAUAGAAUUGUGUGUUUCAGCCAUAUUAAUAUAUACAUUCAUCGGCUCCAUUACUGAUCUUGUUUUUCCAAACCAAACUUCAUGCAGUAGCUGUUACUGAAUUUUGUAGCAUGUGAUAUGCUACUCCAGACAUAAACACAACUUGUUUUAUACUUUAUUAUAGUUUCUUGUAAAUACUGUCAGCUUUACACGCAUGGUCUAUUAGGCUGCAGCAUUUGAAUUGAAAGAGGCGCUUGACCCUUGCCUCAUAAGUAUAACAGGCUUCCAGGGUGGUCAUGUAAACGCUGCCGAGACAAACUGUACAGACUAAAAAUACAACACGUGGCUGCUUCAAACGAGCUUGAUCUGUACAGCGCUCCGGGAUUAAGAGGUUCACAACCAAGCAGGUUUAUCAGAGGUCAAGAUCUGUGUUCUUCAGAGAGGACGCUUUAAUCCCUGAACUGGGAACCAGGAGGGUAAAGGUAUGAAUUGAGGGCACCUGUUGGGAACAAUUUUCUAUGAAAAAUACCCCAAAACACGAGGCUUGUCUUUGAGAAUCUCUGAACAGGAUUACCCUGCUUCUAAUUCCUCGAUCAGUGUCCUGGAGAUGUGAGCGCUUUGAGCCGCGCACAGUGCAUCAGAAGGUAGGGGUCUUAUUUGAAACUGCUUUGGAACUGACUUGCUGUAUCUGAAGUUUGUCAUUUAGUGGUGGGGCAAACAUUAGGAUGUGUGAAUAUUGUAUUUUUUUCACAAUAAAGUAGUUAAGAAAGCAACAAAACAAUGCUUUUUUAAAUUAAAAAAUACCCUUUUUAAAUUUAGUUUCCAAUUAAGAAAAUGUUCUGGUGGUUUUGCACGUUUACUUUUUCCAUACAAUGAAUAAACUGAUGGAUUAAAAUAAUAAUCAUCUACAUUGCAAUUCAGUGUGUUUCAGUAUUGAUCAAAACACUGGAUCACGAGUCAAUCAGACAAACAUUUCAGCUAGUUUCUUCACCAGGGUACAGGGCACUGCUUAAACUACUAGCUUGUCUCCUUGAUUUAGUUUAUAUGUUUUAGUACUGGAUUGAAAACUUACCACUAAUGUAUUAUCUUUAUAUCUGAGAAAAUGUGUUUUUUUAUGGACUAUCAAUAGCUGCAGCGGGUUAAAUGUGACAGUGUGGAGUCUGAAUGCAAACCAGCAACCUACGCACACGGCAAGCGAGCAUCCUAACCGCUAUACAAACCAGCCAGGCUCCUCUGCAUGAACAUCAAGUUCAAGUGUUUUACAUUUAACACCAUGCAUGGUGUUUGAAGUGUCCAAACCCUGCAGUACCUGCACAGCAUGACAAAACUGCAGCAUGCAUUUGAAUCAUCUGGUGGAACAAGCAAAUAAACCAAUCCAUUUGAAGCCGCUGGCUGUGUGUUUUCUACACCCUUGUAGCCCUGCAUUUUAUAUCAGCAUCUAGUGAAAGAAGACCCUCUCUGGAUGCUACAGCCACCUACGGUCCCCAGAGGUCAAAGGGGCUGUGCCUGAAUCCUCCCCACCCCCAGCUCCCUGGGUCAGUACACUGACCUGCAGCCAGUGAUAAGAACUAGCAUGGAAUGCAGGUGCUGUCAGCAGCACUAAGGGCUUGUAUACAUUACUGUGAGAAAUGCCAGACGGUGGGAAGAAAGCACAGGAUAAACAGCUGGGAGAUGGGGGGGCGUAUUAUUUAAACAUAUUUUGCAAUAACAUUCUGCAGCACAGCGCUGGACGCGCUACACAGUACCCUCUUGCAGCAGCACACCGAAGCACACUUUAUUGAGGGUUCUGUGCAGAGUCGGGUACGGCCCUGCAGGUUAACAAACACAUGCUGCUGCUGGAGAUGCCCAGAGUGAUUCUGAAUGGGGGUCAGAUGCCGUUGUGUGCACUAUGAGUCAUCCCUGGUCCCGCUUGGUUCACCAGCGCUCCCUCUCUCUCUCUUCCCUCUUCACGGCCAGCCCUCCCCAGGGAGACAGCCUCCAGACCCCCACACAGAGCUGCGCUAACGAGACGAAGCAGAAGGUGAGCCGGGAGUCCCAUUUGCCCAGUAAGGAGAAGCUGAAACAGCAGCACAGGGACUUGGACGCUCUCCUCGCCAAAGUGACAGCAGCAGGUUACAAAAAGAAUCCCUCAAAAAUGUUCAACGUCACAAGUGAGCAGGCUCCUGAGCUGGAGGCAGCGCUGGGACCCUGUGACAAUGCGGAGAGGCCAGGGGGCAGCGACGACAGCGAUGAGGAUAACUGCACCGAGGACCUCUUGGCUUCUUCCUGGGACAACCUCUCCAUCUUAGAACGCCUGGGUCUCAACAGUGUCCAGAUGACAGAAGAAGAGAUAGAGUCUGCCUUCACUCACCUGUCCCUGGCAUUCAAGUGUGACCAGUACACUCUGAGGAAGAGGCUGCAGGCGGAGGAGCGGGCGAGAGACGUCACUGAGGAGAACGUUCACCGCGAGCUGGAGGAAGGGAGAGCCACACUGCAGACUCUGAAGGCUCUGUGUCUGGACAGUAAGAGGAACGAGAUCGUACAGCAGCUGGAGCAGAGCCUGGAGAUCCUGUCCAACACCAUCAAGCGCAUCGCCAGCACAGCCGAGCUGCUAGGGGCUGUGCAUCAGGAGGCGAGGGUGAGCCGCGCGGUGGAGUUGAUGAUCCUUCACGUGGAGAAUCUAAAACAGCAUCACGUGCAAGAACUCUCCGAGCUAGAGGAGGCGAAGAGGCUGGUCCAGAGGAACUCCCGCACCCUGAAGUUCAGCGAACCUCACGAUGAAAGCGACAUCCGUCAAAAACUGCAGCACCUGAGAUUAUCCCAGCAGCACAUCUCCCGCAGGAGAGUGAGUAUCGCUGUCAUCCCCAAACAGCUGCAGAACGUCCCUUCAUUCCAGCACUUCCACAGCUCAGAAUCGAGAGGCUCCGACAAUGGGAGAGCCAGCAUGGAUUCAGAUUCAAUGCGAGCGAUGGUGGAUAACGGGCGUGUCAGUAACAGAAGGAUGAGCGGACACCUCUGUAAAGCUAACAAGAAAUUUGGGUGUACUCAGUCCCCAAUGGAAGGAUCCCAGGAUAGCUGCCCCCCCCAGCCACCCCUCGAGCCCCUACCAGCCACGGGACAUCCCGCCGACAGCAGGGAAUGGGAGGGGGGCGGGAUGUGUUUUAACAGCAGUGGCCAGGAGACUUUACGAAAGAGAAAGAAGAGCCGUGAGAUUGUGGAGACGCUGCGAGCAGAGCAGGAGAGAGAGGACACGGAGGACGAUUUCAGCGACUGUGUCAUCAUGGAAACGUGUGCACGCUCCCGAAUCCUGCGCCCCGCUCUCCUCUCCAGGCUCCUGCCCUCCCGCUGGCUCCUCCUCUGGAUGCUCCUCAUGAUGCUCUCCUGCGUGCUGCUCUGGGGCGCUCUCUCCUGCCGGCUGUGGGCACCCAUCUUCGGGCCCUGAGUACAUGGGCACAGCCCCUCCCACUCCUCACAGCCCCCACUGUGUGUCGCUUGAAACAGAAAAACACUGUUUCGAGUGUGACAAAGCAGUCUGGCAGCUGCAUUCUGGACAAGCUGAGCCUUCCAAGUUUAGUGACGGGUAUACCAAUAAAUAAGGACUAUACAAUGAGAUGUCAUUUUACAAGGACUCCCUAGGAGACAGCAGAGACGAGCCAGCUAACUUUACAGUACGUUUCGAUUGUUAAUCGUGAUUUUUCUUGAUUUUUGUUUUCCUCCAAAUUAGAUCUUCAAUAGAGAAAUGCAUUGAAAAGAAUGGUAACUGAACGCCAGUAUUUGUUCAAUUCAUCUUAAAAAAUAUAUUUUAAAAAAAUGUAAUAAGUUGUGUUAAGAUGAAAAAUGAUGUAAUAUCCUUUGCCACUGCUGUAAAUAUGAAUGGAUAAUUAUUGUGAAUUGCUGUAUCUCCACAUUACAAUAUCAACUCAUAAUGCAUCCUUUUUAAAUACAGUUUGAAAGAGUA
Messenger RNA from Acipenser ruthenus (sterlet), 4075 nucleotides. RefSeq names its product inositol 1,4,5-triphosphate receptor associated 2-like. Bases 2027 to 3559 code for a protein of 510 amino acids. The transcript has 18 exons. NCBI's taxonomy places the organism in Eukaryota, Metazoa, Chordata, Actinopteri, Acipenseriformes, Acipenseridae. Gene Ontology annotation, cellular component: endoplasmic reticulum membrane. The record is from RefSeq and is a predicted model, not a curated record.